This is a messenger RNA of Contarinia nasturtii (swede midge), 1524 nucleotides long. RefSeq names its product farnesyl pyrophosphate synthase-like. NCBI's taxonomy places the organism in Eukaryota, Metazoa, Arthropoda, Insecta, Diptera, Cecidomyiidae. Gene Ontology annotation, molecular function: dimethylallyltranstransferase activity; (2E,6E)-farnesyl diphosphate synthase activity. The record is from RefSeq and is a predicted model, not a curated record. Bases 52 to 1248 code for a protein of 398 amino acids. Gene Ontology annotation, biological process: trans, trans-farnesyl diphosphate biosynthetic process. The transcript is spliced from 7 exons. Gene Ontology annotation, cellular component: cytoplasm.
UCUAACGUGAAAAGUUUUAUUGUAAUUUUCAUCAUUUUCAAUCCACUUAAAAUGUUAAAAAUAACGCGUUGCGCAUCAACGAUUUAUCGUUUCACUGGACAAAUCUUACGUGAAAAGAGCUCAUAUCAAAUUUCGUCGGUUGGUGUGAAAACGAUCGAACAGCCAAAAAGUUUGCCACAAAACUACAAUGAACCGUUCUCAUACGAUUUGUCAGCUGAACUACGUCGAGAAAAUGCACAAUUUAUGCUUGUAUUUCCAGAUGUAAUUCACCAUUUGACGAAGUUUACUUCAAGUCAGUACGAAUUGAGAGAUGCUUCCAAACAUUUUGCUAAGGCAUUGGAGUAUAAUGUACCCCAUGGCAAAAAGAUCCGAGGCUUAACAGCUGUCAUUGUAUACAAAGAUUUAUUUGGAAAACAUGGACUUACACCAAAACAUAUUCAGCAAGCUCACAUUCUUGGCUGGUGUAUCGAACUUCUUCAAUCUGUAUUUUUGAUGUCGGACGAUAUGAUUGACUGCAGUCAAAUACGACGUAAUAAACCGUGUUGGUAUAUGUUGGACGAUGUGAAAUCAGUUGCGGUUAAUGACGUUUUUAUGAUUGAAAAUGGAUGUUAUUUGCUGUUGAGAAAAUUCUUCGGCCAUUUACCAUGCUACCAGAGCUUGUUUGAACUGCUACACGAAACCGCAAUGAAUACAUUCAUUGGACAAUCGCUUGAUUAUCAAAUUGGCAACGGGAAUAUUGAACAAUUUUCCAUUGAAAAGCAUAUUUCCAUAUCGAAUUAUAAGACAGGGCAUUUUGCAUUUUAUACACCGAUCGCAUUGCCCAUGCUAUUGGCCGGUUAUAAAAAUGCAAAAAUGUUCGAAGACAUCAAGACUAUAUGCUAUGAAUUGGGCCAUUUUUAUCAAGUUCAAAAUGAUUUUUUGGACUGCUUCAGCGAUACGGAUGUACUGAAAAAACCCGGCACAGAUAUUGAGGAUGGAAAAUGUACAUGGCUUGCUGUUUCAGCAAUGGAACAUGCAUUAAAUGAACAAAAAGACAUUCUCAUCAAAUGUUAUGGACAAAAUGAUCCAGAGAGUGUGAAUCAAGUCAAGCAAAUAUAUAGUGAUUUAGAUCUACCCCAAUUGUAUAGUCAAUACGAAGAGAAAACCUACAACAAAAUCAAAUGUCAAAUUGUAGAAUUUUCACAACAACAUGAUUUACCGCCAAACAUUUUACUAAAAACAUUGAACAGAACUUUUAAUCGAACAUGAAUUUCAUCUAUCUUUUAACAAAGAUCUAAACAAGUUGCAUAUGUUAACAUUUCUAUCUCUCUAUCUACUUCUCUAUCUCCAUAUCCAGAUAGACGCCAAAUAAAGCGUCCAUUUUAAUAAUUAGUGUAUUCACAUUUUAAUCUGGAGGAGUAUUAAUAUUCACAAAAACAAAUCUUAUAAUUGGUGACAUCACUGAUAUACUAUAAUUUAAAUAUUUUUUGCUCAAAUGCAAUUCGUUUCAAAUAUAUACAAAAGUAGUUAAAUCUAUUUAAUAAA